CGCCUCCGCCUCUGCUCUCUCCAGCCCGCCACGCCGCGCGCUGGUCCCUGCACAGCCUCUCGCGGCUCCCGGGCUUAGCCUCCCUCCAGAGCGAGCGGAGGGGCGCCGCAGUGGUGUGCAGCCGGCCGAGGGCGCCCGGGGAGGCGGCGCGGGGGGCGUGUGUGCGCGCGGGUGAAGGACGCCCCUUCUCACUCCGCGUUCGCAGGCGGCGGGCGGCGGGGCUUGGCGCUCUAGCGGCGGCGGCGGCGACAGCGGCGGCGGCUUCCGGAGUCCCGCCGCGAAGAUGCUCAAAGUCACGGUGCCCUCGUGCUCCGCCUCGUCCAGUUCUUCGGUCACCGCCAGUGCGGCCACGGGGACCGCGAGCCUCGUCCCGGAUUACUGGAUCGACGGUUCCAACCGGGAUGCUUUGAAUGAUUUCUUCGAGGUGGAGUCGGAGCUGGGACGGGGUGCUACAUCUAUUGUGUACAGAUGCAAACAGAAGGGGACCCAGAAGCCUUAUGCUCUCAAAGUGCUAAAGAAAACAGAUAUGUCACCAAGAGAGGAGUUGCAGGCUCAUAGGGUGGACAAAAAAAUCGUGAGAACUGAGAUAGGAGUUCUUCUUCGCCUGUCACAUCCAAACAUUAUAAAACUUAAAGAGAUAUUUGAAACUCCUACAGAAAUCAGUCUGGUUCUAGAACUGGUCACAGGAGGAGAGCUGUUUGACAGGAUUGUGGAAAAGGGCUAUUACAGUGAACGAGAUGCUGCUGAUGCUGUUAAACAAAUCCUGGAGGCAGUUGCUUACCUCCAUGAAAAUGGGAUUGUUCAUCGUGAUCUCAAACCAGAGAACCUUCUCUAUGCAACUCCUGCCCCAGAUGCACCACUCAAAAUUGCUGAUUUUGGACUCUCUAAAAUUGUGGAACAUCAAGUCCUCAUGAAGACAGUAUGUGGAACCCCAGGAUAUUGUGCACCUGAAAUUCUUAGAGGUUGUGCCUAUGGACCUGAGGUGGAUAUGUGGUCUGUAGGAAUAAUCACCUACAUCUUACUGUGUGGAUUUGAACCAUUCUACGAUGAAAGAGGUGAUCAAUUCAUGUUCAGGAGAAUUCUGAACUGUGAAUAUUACUUUAUCUCCCCCUGGUGGGAUGAAGUGUCUCUAAAUGCAAAAGACUUGGUCAGAAAAUUAAUAGUUUUGGACCCCAAAAAACGGCUAACUACUUUCCAAGCUCUCCAGCACCCCUGGGUCACAGGUAAAGCAGCCAAUUUUAUACACAUGGAUACUGCUCAGAAGAAGCUCUUGGAAUUCAAUGCUCGACGCAAGCUCAAGGCUGCUGUGAAGGCUGUUGUAGCUUCCUCCCGGUUGGGAAGUGCCAGCAGUAGCCAUGGCAGCAUCCAGGACAACCAGAAGGCCAGCCGAGAGCCAUCACCAAUCCAGGAUGGCAAGGAAGGAGAGGAGAUGCAAAGAGAUGAGGCUCAAGUACCAGUUAUGGGGGAAGAUGCUGAGCUGAUGAAGAUGCCGGCCGGAGAGAAUGUUCAGGAUGCAGAUAUAAAUUCUGCUGAGGUUACUACAACAGAGCCAGAGUUGCUAGAGGAUGGGAUAGAGGGGACUGAUCCUGAUCCGAAGACAGAGGAGGACCUAGAAGAGAUAAUGAAGACUGUAGAAGAAUCAGUGUCUCCUAAAGAAGGGCAAGAAAACAUUGCCCUGGAAUUUGGAGCUCAGCAGAAUGAUGUGGUCCUGCCAGAGCACUAAAUUGGCUUCCUUCCAGUCUGAGAGCCAAACCCCAUCAUUUUAUGCAUUCUUGUCCUUCAGCAAGGAAAAGUGUGGCAGCAUGAUAUGCAAUAUAGUGAUUCUGUUCCAAGGUGCGAGCAAAAAUACCCAUGUAUCUGUUGGUAAUAUUAACUUCAAUGCAUGUGACUGCUUUAUGACAAAAUAAUGUCUUCUAUGGUAUGUAAUGGAUACUUAAUAUUGAUGAGUUAAAUUUGAACUUGCAAGUAAACACAACAUAGUAUUUAAAUGUAUAUUUUUUUCCCCCACGGAUCAGUAGCACACACUUCCAGUAAAUUGUAACAUUGUUUUUACUUUGAAAGCCUUGCCAUGCUACAUCCUUAAGUUCACAAGGUAAUAAUUCCUUUUGGACUGUUCUGAGAUACUACUACUUAGUAUUCUCAUGAUAUUCACAAAAUUUUGUUUUUUCAGUAAUGUAUUCAGACUGUUUACAAGAACAUGGCCAUAGGUUAUAAUUGAAUGGUAUGUGCAUAGAAAAAAAAAAAAACGAAUUUCUACUUAUUAUGACAAGAUGCUGAAGCACACUUUCAAGGGCUGAGAGUCUACAUGCCCCUAAGAUUUGCAUUGAGCUAUGCUGUUUGUAAUUUGUCUUUAUUUCUACACAUCACCUUACUAAUAACCAAAAAAUAUUUUGUCAUAGAAUUCCGUCAUUUGUAGUCCUGAGAAAAGUAUUAUACAAACUCGUGGUGAAGGACAUCUUUUCCCUUCACCUGCUGUCUCAAGCACAUCCUUUCAGUAACCAACACUUAGGAUGGAAUUAAGAAAUUUGAGGAAGUAGUAGGAAUAUUGCUAGUAUUUCAACUAACAAAGUUCUUGCUAUAUUUCAGAUAAAGUUGGAUUUAUUCGUGUUUUGUACAACUUUAAGGAUCAGAAAUUUUUAUUGAUGAACUCUAUAAUCACCAAAUUUCACUUUUAGAAAAAUGUACUCCAUAGCCUGGUGCCAACAUAUCUGGAUAGAAUGAGAAUUACAUUCCACAGAAGAUCACUGACUUAACUAGUUUAUAAAAUUCUUAAAUUUAUUUUUAAAAUCUAAAUUUAUUUAUUGUUUUUACCAGAGCAUCACUCAUCUCUGGCUAUUGGUGGUGCUAGGGGUAGAAAUUAGGACUUUACAAAUAUCAGUUCUGUGUGUUGUCACUGCACUAUAUUCCCAGCCCCCUAUUUUUUUAAACUAAUGGUUAUCUAGACAUAUUGCUUAUGAAUUAAAGAUAUUUCUUAAAAGCAAAUAAAUCUUUUCACAUACUUGGAUCAGAGGUCCCCACAUUUUAGUGUCAUUUGGAAUGUUUCCAAAAAACAAAAUGUUUCCAUAAAAUAUAGGAUAUUGCAACUUUGUCUUAAUAAUCUAAGCUAAAAAUAAACAAAAACCCCACUGAUUCCAAAUCACACACUUAAAAAGCAGUGAUGCAAGAAAAAAAAAAGCUGUGAUACUAGACCUAAUCAUCUACAAUUACUUUUCAGAAUAUUUUGAAAUUUUCAUACAAACCCUUCUCUUUUGUAGAAAGUGCACUGUACCAACUAUCUUAGUUUUAUUUCAGGUUUUGAGUUAAAAUGAACAUUUAUCAAAUUAAUUAUGUAUAGAAUUUCUAGUAGGUUUCCUUAAUUAAAAAAAAGCUUAUUUUCAAUGGCUCACACAAAAACCUAUAUCAAAAAGAAAUCCCAAAUUAUUUAGACUUUUUCCUCAAAACUAUUAAUCUAAACUGAAAUUGUAUCUCUGGUUUCUGGGGGUUAUUGAGGAAUAUUAAACAUUCUUUUUUCCACAUAUGAAUCUUCCUUCAUAGAUCUUCUCAUGAGAAGAAAGUGUGGUCAAGCUUCCCUCCCAUAGUUUAGUGGCCUCACCCUAACAGAUCACUGACAAAGGGGAAAAGAACCUUAAAGACACAUCAUCUGAGCUCAGAGACACAUCAUCUGAGCUCAGAGGAAGAUAAUCUGAGCUGUACUUUUUAUUACUACCCACUCCUUCCCUGUUACCUUCCUUCCUUUUUGAUUUUAUCUCAGAAUUCUCAUUUUGGCUAUUACAAAACACACCCUAUUUUCUAACAUUUAAGAAUGACUUCUUUAGUAAGCAUUAAGACUUGCAUUUAGAAGAUUACUUCCUUUGGGUACUUUUCCCAAUGAGAUUUAACACCCAAAUAUAGUAAGAGCACACAUACUGGAAAAGUGAAGGAGAGAUGGGAGGGAUCUUACUAGAAA
This is a messenger RNA of Erinaceus europaeus (western European hedgehog), 3946 nucleotides long. RefSeq names its product calcium/calmodulin dependent protein kinase IV (gene CAMK4). Gene Ontology annotation, molecular function: ATP binding; calcium/calmodulin-dependent protein kinase activity; calmodulin binding. The transcript has 12 exons. Lineage: Eukaryota; Metazoa; Chordata; Mammalia; Eulipotyphla; Erinaceidae. The coding region runs from base 284 to 1723 and encodes 479 amino acids. The record is from RefSeq and is a predicted model, not a curated record. Gene Ontology annotation, biological process: protein phosphorylation.